AUGGCGUUGGUGGAAGCCCAGGGCCUGCUGGCCAAGCUCGAGACGUCGUUCAAGAAUGGCGCGUGGCAGGAGUGCGCAGGGCUCAUUAGCAAACUGAAGGUGCUGAUGUUGUCGUUCCCGGGGCUGACCGUCGGGGGGCAGGCGUCGCAGCAGGUGUCGCGCGAGGUGGAGGUGGCGCGCGCGACGCUGGAACUGGCGAUGUUGGUUGCGCUCCAGCAGCAAGACGCAGCCGCGUUCGACCGCAACCUAGCGCAGCUGCAAGUCCUAUAUCACGACUUCAAGGACAAGGCCCCGCGCAGUGAGCGCGAGCCGCUGCUGACAGGUUUGAACCUGAUGCGGCUGCUCGCGGACAGCAGGACGGCGGAGUUCCACACGGCGCUGGAGCUGAUCCCGGUGGCCGACCAGGGCCACCCGUGCAUCCGCUUCCCCAUGGAGGUGGAGCAGUGGAUGAUGGAGGGCGCGUACCGGAAGGUCGCGCGGUGCGGCGCCAGCGCCCCGGACCCCUCGUACGCCUACUUCACCGGCCUGCUCGAGUCGACCGUGCGCGACGAGAUCGCGUCCUGCUGCGAGAAGGCGUUCCGGUCCCUCACAGUCGCGGAGCUCGCGAGGGUUCUCGGCGUGUCGGAGCCGGACGCGAAGGCGAUCGCGGCGCGGCGCGGGUGGCAGGAGGGUCCGGCCGGGUACGAGUUCGCGGCGACGGUGCGCGCCGGGGACGCGCGGGGGCCCGGGGCGGUGCCCGCCGAGGAGCUCAUCCAGAACUCGCUGCUGUACGCGCGGGAGCUGGAGCGCAUCGUGUGA
This is a messenger RNA of Pedinophyceae sp. YPF-701, 798 nucleotides long. NCBI's taxonomy places the organism in Eukaryota, Viridiplantae, Chlorophyta, Pedinophyceae. The record is from the annotation of a GenBank genome assembly.